GCGGGGCUUCGCCCCAGAGCGGGCAGGGUUCAGUCGCGCGCUGCCAGACCGAGCACGGUGCCGGUGCCGGUCGCAACGCGCCGACCCGUCACGGUUCAUGCAGCUGCAAGCCCCCCGGGUGCGAUGGCCAGACCGCUGCGGGAAGGGAGCCUCGGCGAGCCUCCAGCCCCCCUGCCUGCACAUCCUGCUUGCAGGGGGGGGGGGGGGAGUGUUGGCCCUGCCUGCACAUCCUGCCUGCAGGGGGGAGAGGGGGGGGGGCGUUGGUCCUGCGUGGGGAUCCCCCCCCUCUCACGCCCCCCCCCCCGUCGUCAUCCCCGUUUGAGCUGCGCUUGUCCCGGGGCUCCCCCCCCCAACUUCGUUCUCUAUCGCUGCGGGACACGGGGAACCCCCGGCGCUGCCCACGGUGAGUUUCACCCCACGGAGGAUGGGGACCACGAGGGACCCCCCCAAAGUGGGGGGAGCCGGGGGGGGGCUGUCCCCAACGGUCACCUCCCCAGGGGAGCCCCCGGUCCGGAGCAGGAGCUGGGUGCCCGCCUGCGCCAUUUGGGUGACGCUUUCCAGCAGACCUAUGAGCAGCAGGGGCAGGAGGGAGACAGGAGGAGAACAGGACUGCCCUCUUCACGCAAUGACUUUGGCGUCCAGGCACAAAACCCUUGGGAUUGUGUCUCCGCAAAGCUUAACCCGACGGGAGGACAUCUCAGCGAGCCACUCAAUUAAAAGAUUUUUAAGGUAACGCUAAUAGCCCUCAGCGUUGGAGCUUAGGAUGGGAUGGGGUUUACUGAGUGUAAAGUCUGGAGUCUUUGGAAAAACCAGCUCUGAACCUCAGAGGUAUUAAACAAGGGAGUUUGAAACUCUUGCCAACGUGAAGCCCGCCCGCUCCCGUACAGAUACAGGGAAAAGGCUUGGCGGAGCCCCAGCCCUCUCUUGGCAUGCAGGCUCUGGCAUCUCAGAAACAGAUCUGGAGGAAUUUGCCAUAUCCAAACCCAUCACGCCCGGAAUCGCGCCCCCCCACCCCCACCCCCGCCUCCAAAUUGCAGGAGGGUGACAGCUGGUUUGAUCGGCAUCCAGGGAAUAUUCCCAGACCUCCCAGGGGAAGCUGCACCCUCUAAGCGAUGGGGUUGG
Molecule: messenger RNA, 1122 nt
Organism: Harpia harpyja (harpy eagle)
Lineage: Eukaryota; Metazoa; Chordata; Aves; Accipitriformes; Accipitridae
Product: splicing factor, proline- and glutamine-rich-like
Exons: 4
Coding region: 124-717 (197 amino acids)
Source: RefSeq, a predicted model, not a curated record